Molecule: messenger RNA, 4974 nt
Organism: Macrosteles quadrilineatus (aster leafhopper)
Lineage: Eukaryota; Metazoa; Arthropoda; Insecta; Hemiptera; Cicadellidae
Product: frizzled-2-like
Exons: 3
Coding region: 292-2070 (592 amino acids)
Biological process (GO): non-canonical Wnt signaling pathway; canonical Wnt signaling pathway
Cellular component (GO): plasma membrane
Molecular function (GO): Wnt receptor activity; Wnt-protein binding
Source: RefSeq, a predicted model, not a curated record
UUCGUCGGUCGUGUUGUCGGGUUUGUUUAUUGACGGUUGUGUCGGAUUAAAAUGCAAAUCGCGUAUAUUGUCGGUGGUGCUGAAUUAAAAUUUGUGAUUAUUUCGUGUCUUAUAGUGAAAUUUUGAUAUUUGGUAAUAUUUUGACCUGAGUGUCCAGUUUUUUGUGAUGAAAAUUGUGAAAAGGUUUUGUGUUUACAAGUCACAUAACCUUCAGUGUUGUGCGUUGCUUUGAAUCUAAAAUUCUUAGUAGCGUAAAUUUAAGUGACAAAGUGAAAUUUAUUUAGUUUUGCCAUGGGAUUUCAUGCUGUACGCCACCUCCUAUGCUUGAUUGUUUUUGUCAGUGCAUCACAAGGUUUAUCAUCGCAGCACAGUUCAUCCAGAGUCUCGGAUAGGGAUAGUUUGCCUCAUCAUGGUAGAUGUGAACCUAUUACAAUUCCUUUCUGUUUGGAUAUUAAGUACAAUGAAACAAUAAUGCCUAACCUACUGAACCAUCAAAAGCAGGAAGAUGCUGGUCUAGAAGUUCAUCAGUUUUUUCCUCUUGUCAAAGUUAAAUGUAGUCAUGAUCUUCAGUUUUUCCUUUGUUCAAUGUAUGCUCCAGUCUGCACCAUAUUAGACAGAGCUAUCCCUCCUUGUAGAUCAUUGUGUUUGUCUGCUAGAAAUGGGUGUGAAGAGUUGAUGAAUAAGUUUGGAUUUCCGUGGCCGGACGAUCUAGAUUGUGCUAAGUUUCCAGAAGCUGGAGGUCCUGACAUUUGUGUCGGAGAAAAUAACACUGCUGGAGCCAACAGUGGUAACACUAGGACCAGUAUUGGGCAAACAGCUCAUUCUGGAAUGGGAUUUCCAAGUUCAGGGUAUGCCCGUCCUGGCUAUGGUUCUAGAAUGCCCAAUGAUCAUAGUAUAGGCUUACCAAACUACCCUCACAUACCUGAAGGCGCAAGAGACUUUGGCUUUGCUUGUCCUGUUCAAUUCAAAGUUCCUAAAGGCAUGGAUUAUUCACUUAAAGUUGGCGACAAAAUCGAAAAAGACUGUGGGGCACCUUGUGAUGGUAUGUUUUUUACUGAAGAACAAAGAAGAUUUGCAAGGAUAUGGGUUGGAGUUUGGUCAGUUCUAUGUUGUGCAUCUUGUCUUUUGACUGUUUUGACAUUUAUGAUUGAUACAGAUAGAUUUCGUUAUCCUGAGCGACCUAUAAUAUUUUUGUCAGUGUGUUAUCUCGCUGUUUCCAUUGCUUACGUUAUCGGUUUUGGUUCAGGAUAUACGAUAGCCUGCCAGAAACCUUUUCCCCCACCCGUUCAUAUACCUCAUCUUCACAUGGUUUCUUUAAUAACUCAAGGAACGAAACACGAACUUUGCACAAUUGUUUUUAUGGUGUUGUACUUUUUUGGAAUGGCAUCUUCGAUUUGGUGGGUAGUGUUGACUCUGACUUGGUUUUUGGCUGCUGGAUUAAAAUGGGGACAUGAAGCUAUUGAAGCCAACUCUCAGUACUUUCAUCUUGCAGCAUGGGCUGUUCCGGCUGUCAAAACUAUAACCAUCCUCGCAAUGGGAAAAGUUGAAGGUGAUAUACUGACGGGAGUGUGCUACGUUGGUCUGUGGAACGUAGAAACUCUCCGCAGCUUCGUCUUAGCCCCUCUGCUGGUCUAUCUCGCCCUAGGGACAGUGUUUCUGCUGGCAGGCUUCGUCUCUCUGUUCCGCAUCCGUACAGUCAUGAAACAUGACGGCACCAAGACUGACAAGUUAGAGAAGCUCAUGAUUCGCAUCGGAGUGUUUUCCGUCCUCUAUACGGUACCCGCACUCAUCGUGGUAGCCUGUCUGUUCUACGAGCAAGGUUACUUCGACCAUUGGAUGGUGACUUGGCACAUGGACAUGUGUUCACGCCACAACUCCUACAGCAUCCCCUGUCCUCUGAACCGCGAGGUCGGCAGAAAGCCAGACUUUGAAGUUUUCAUGAUCAAAUACCUCAUGUGCCUCAUCGUAGGCAUCACAUCUUCCUUCUGGAUCUGGAGCGGGAAGACGUUCAACAGCUGGAAGGAGUUCUUCCACAGGGUGCGAGGACGUCGAGUGGAGGCGUACGUAUAAUGUACAUAUGCGAAACUUGUAUAUUUGUAACUAUGAUUUAAUGUAAGAAUGACCCGAUGUAUAUUUUGCGAGUCUUGUUCAAAGAAAACUUUAUGUAUGAGGAUGAGUUUGAGGGAGUGUAAAGUAGCUUAUUUUAACAAAAAUUUGUACUUUAAUUUAAACGGAUUUGAAAUUAAAUCAAAACUAAAAUUAUUGUGUUCCUAGUUGUAGCGUUGUAGCUAAACUAAUUCAGAACGCAUGGAUCACUCUGAUUCUAAAAUUGGAUCUAGGUGUUAUUUUUGUUUGGUUUCCAGUUUCAAUUAAAACUCCGUUAAGUAUCUAGAAAUUAAUCUUUAGGAUUGUUGCAGAAGGGGUGGUUUAUGAGUUAUUUUAACAAAGUUUGAAAUUUAUGUUUACUAGGUGAUUAUGCUCCUUAGUAUUGGAGCUAAUUAACUAAUUAAAUGGGUGUAAAAAGUGUAAAUGUCUUUUGUAAAUCUUUCUCCAAGAUGACAUCUGUUAGUUUUCUUUGAUCAAGACUCAACAAUGCAAUUAUUUAUCAUUGCUUGAGCAUUGAAUUGAUUCAAUAUCUUCUACCACCUGAAAUAUUUUACAUGAUACCAUAUUUGAGUGGUUACAUUUUUGUAUUUGGUCCAAAAUUUAUUUAAAGACUAAUAAUUAUUCAAUUUUGUAAAUUUAAGUUUUAGUAUUUUUUGAAUGAAAUGAAAUGAAAAUCCUUCUUUCUUGAGGUCAACUUAGGACCUCGUGGUCCUUUCUUACAUUUAACCUCUAAAAACUAAUACAACUACAAAAUAUUUUCAAAAAAUACAAUAAAGUUUUUUUACAAAAAGAUAGUACUUAUCAUUGAAUUUAUAUUUAAUUAUAUUUAUAUUGAAUUAUAUUUAUCUAGCAAUAUUAUUUAGAAAUGUUGCUAAAUAACCAUCCCAUUGAAUAGCGGUAAAAUAUGUUGAAUCAAACAUUGUAAUAUAAAAAUCAAAAUGCAGCUCAAACAAAUAUUUAGUUAGUUUUGUUUUAAGUUGUAGGCCUACUCAUUUUUACUAGUCCAACGUAUUGUGUUUGUAAUUUAGUUUUGAGGUUCGAUAUAAUGACACCAAUUGAUGACACAAUAUUUAAAAAUAUUGACAAAACUGUUAUUGUAUAUUGUUUAUUGUAAUUUUGUAAGUUGUUAUUGCGAUUUUUGCAUUUAUCCUUGUUGUUACAAGUAGUAUGAAUAGAGUAGAUGUAUUAUAAGUAGAGGUUUAAGCCUCAUAAUCACCUCUUGGUUAAAAUAAAUAAUUUAUUUGCAAAAUGGAAUACGCUUUUAUUUAUAAAGUUUUGUUUUUAACAUUUGACACACCAUAACAAGUUCGUUGUUAUACAAUUUGUUGUGUUGUUAACUUCUCUUAAUGUUUCAAACUUGCUGUCUUCAAUGUUUUACUGUCCUUCGCUGUUUAUUCUAUGCCUCAUAAAUGUUAUCUGUCUCAGUGUUUUUGUUUCAAAUAUUUAUACAAUUUGUUGAACUACUGUCAAUUUCUGCGGUGCUAAAAAGUUCCAUUUUGUAAUAAUCAACUUAAAAGUAUAUUUUGACUUUGAAGCUUGUAUUUAAAUUAUUCAAAUAUGUAUUUUUCAUUCUGCUUGUUUGUUUAAUACCUUACGCUAAGAUUAAAGUAAAGUUUGUAAACCUUGCUUUGCCAUUCCUAAUGCAAAGUAAUUAUUAAAAUAAGACCAUCACAUUUUUUACUUUUGCUAAGAACUUUUCAUUUUAAAAAUGAAUACUGUAGUAAUUAUAUUAUUGGGAGAUUCAUUCAACAUUAUGUCAUUGUGAAAUAGUUGAAUUUAGACCAGCUUUUGAUAUUUCGUCAUCAUAUCAUUUUUCUACUAGAUUUAUUUUAAAACACCGUUUGAACUUGAAAGAAUGUAAAUCUUAUCCCUACACUAUGUGUACUCUUCUCCGAAAACGAGUUUUCAACAUUUAUGUAGACAGCUUUUACUAAUUAUUCAAUAGAAUUAAAUACUGCCAACAUAGUAUUAAAACUUGGUCAUCCCCCCUUGUGGUUCAAAAUUCUAACCAGUUAUAAUUAAAACUGAACACUUUAAAAGUUGACCGUAGAUUUUUUUAUGACUCUUUUGGUUGAUCUGUAUUGUUUCUUUUUAUAUAAUUAGUGCUGGUAACAUAUAAAAAUGUUUUGCUUGAACUGCUUGUAGGGAUAAUAUUUCUAUUUUUGAAAUCAAAUAACUUAAUAGAUGAUCCAACAAUUGCUUGUAUUAAUAUCAACAAAUACAUCACAGAUGAAAAUUUUUUUUAAGAAAAUUGUUAUGUACAAUAAACACACAUCAAUGUAGCCCCCCAAUAAUCAAUUUGACCAGGCACAAACAUAUCCCUUGUAACAUCGUAUCAUAUCCGUUUUUUUUUUCUCUCAGAGGAGCCAAAAUUCUUUUUGUUGACCCUGCUAGAAAAAAAUUAAAGUUCAAUUCUGGAGUUCUUGCAUGUUAUGUUUUUCUGCCAAUCAUCCUGUUCGAAAACUAUUUAUGGCUUGCAACACCGAUCAAUAUUUUAACAAAUAUAUAUAAAUCAAUAGUUUUAAAGAAUAUACAAAUAUUGUCCACGCUGGGUUCUUCCAUUGGAGAGUCGUGUUAAUUUGUUUUUUAUAUUGUUGGCUUUUUGAAUAAAACAUGAAAAUAAAUAAAAUUCAUUGAGCGUGAUUUCUAACAUGGAAACUAUAUCAUUAGCAAGUUUCAUUCAACAUAACUGCACUCAAGGUGUUAAUAUUAAAAAAUAAAACCAGGUACAGAUGUUAUAUCAAAAAUUUAUUCACCCUCAGGUAUAUGACAAUGUUGUUAGAAAACUGUAUUAACUCUAUUCAUGCUUGUUAUAAACUACAAUGAUGACGAGGGAAUGGAGGAGAGUAGAGGAAGGAUUAUGGAAGG